This is a messenger RNA of Adineta ricciae, 768 nucleotides long. The record is from the annotation of a GenBank genome assembly. Lineage: Eukaryota; Metazoa; Rotifera; Eurotatoria; Adinetida; Adinetidae.
AUGCUCAAACGAGUGGUUGAAUUUGCCAAGACAAUAGAAGAUGGUAGUAUAGUUUUAUUCUAUUACUGUGGUCAAUGCCGUCAAGUAGACGGUGCGAACUAUUUAAUACCUACGGAUGACGAUCGAAUGGAAUCGGAUAUUGUUGCCAGCGAAAUGGGUGCAAAUGCUGCAAGUAUAUUGAGGAAACUAACCGACAAAAAUGAAUCUGGCGUGAACAUUUUUAUUCUCGAUUGUGUUAAACAAUACUUUUACAAUUGCGAGUCACCAUCAAACUCUCAUCGGCUACCGAAAGGUCUAAAGACAAUAACUUCAUCCAAUCCAGUUUUCAUUCAAUUUGCUUGCGGUGCUGGCAAGAUUGUUUCGGAUAAUCGAAAGAAAAAUCAAGAAAAUUUGUUUGCUGAACAUCUACUAAACAACAUUGAUCGAGAAGAUGUUCCUAUCAUUGACGUGUUUCAAAACAUCGCUGAAAACGUUAGUCAGGAAAGCAAAGGUAAACAACGCCCAUUCUUUAUGAAUGGAUUACAACAAUACGAUCAAGUUUGUCUCUAUACAAUGCCAGAUGAACAAAAAAUCAAAGAUUGCAACGUACGGAUUGAAGAAUUAAACGAUGAAUUGGAAGAUAUUGCUAUUAAACAACCACAAGGAAGUGGUUCUUAUAACCGUGAUGCUAGUUGCCGUCUUGGUGAAAUUCGAGCACUAAUUCACAAGUUAAAAAUCAGACGCCAAAAUGCCAUUCAGCGAAAAUAUUCCACUCUGCCUGCAAAAUGA